GAACAUUUCCGCCAGCGCAAAGAAGUAAACCCGAUGUAAAGCAGCUAGCUGGCUAACAGGCGAGAUCAACGACGUUGAGUCAAUUGCCUAUUUAGUGUAGUGUUUGUAGACAGAGGAUUACUAUCUAAGACAUCGAACUGUCUUUAUAUCAUAUAUGUAAACAGACAAAAGUAGAAUCAUUUGCUAAGGGAUUUGGCCACAUUUGCGCCAAAUCUGUCUCGCGGUUCAAGACCAUUCUCGCGAGAGGUUAACGCUAUCUAGCUGCCUGGCUAACUUAGCACGACGCGUACAACAGCAUAAAGUGCUUUUAUUGACUUUGUCGAAGAUUGCUGCAGCUGUUUUAUAUACAGUUUUGAAUAUUGAGGCGACCUACGUUUCUCAAUUUGUUGGUUUCAAAUUGAUCGUGUUUGACAGUCGAAGAUUGAUUUAAUUUUUGAAGACAACUUGGCUAGCUAGCUGUUAAGAUAUCGGAGGUUACUUCAGUCGCUUCACGCGUUCCAUUCAUCCACCCGAACUCAAAAUGUCGGAUUUUGAUGAAUUUGAGAGACAGCUGACUGAAAAUAAGCAAGGUGACAGUGUUAACGGCCAUGAGCGGGACAAAGAGAACCGGCACAGGCGGCGGAGUGGUUCUCGCAGCCGCAGUCGGGAGAGGAAGAGGAGAAGCAGGGAGAGAAGGAGCAGGGAGCGGCGCAGCAGCAGCAAGGACCGCAGACAUAGACGCAGUCAUUCCCCACACAGGGAGAAGAAGAAGAAAGUGAAAAAGUACUGGGAUGUCCCUCCUCCAGGUUUUGAGCACAUCACACCCAUGCAGUAUAAGGCCAUGCAGGCGGCUGGCCAGAUUCCUGCUACAGCCCUGUUGCCUACGAUGACUCCAGAUGGACUGGCCGUUACACCCACCCCGGUGCCUGUGGUGGGCAGUCAAAUGACCCGCCAGGCUAGAAGACUUUAUGUGGGUAACAUCCCAUUCGGCAUCACAGAGGAAUCCAUGAUGGACUUUUUCAAUGCUCAGAUGAGACUUGGAGGUCUGACUCAGGCUCCAGGAAACCCUGUCCUUGCUGUCCAGAUUAACCAGGACAAGAACUUUGCCUUCCUUGAGUUUCGUUCCGUGGAUGAAACCACGCAGGCCAUGGCGUUUGAUGGCAUCAUACUCCAAGGUCAGAGUCUGAAGAUCCGCCGGCCGCAUGACUACCAGCCGUUGCCGGGCAUGAGUGAGAACCCGAGUGUGUAUGUGCCAGGUGCGUCAACUCUGGAAUACGUCUCUCGAGUGGUGUCCACUGUAGUUCCUGACUCUGCUCACAAACUUUUCAUUGGAGGCCUGCCCAACUAUCUCAAUGAUGACCAGGUGAAAGAGUUGUUGACAUCCUUUGGACCACUAAAAGCAUUUAACCUUGUGAAGGACAGUGCCACAGGUCUCUCCAAAGGCUAUGCCUUCUGUGAAUAUGUUGAUGUCAACCUUAAUGAUCAGGCUAUUGCAGGACUGAAUGGGAUGCAAUUAGGGGAUAAGAAGCUCUUGGUCCAGAGAGCAAGUGUAGGAGCCAAGAAUGCUACUAUGACAAGUAUAAAUGAGACCCCAGUGACGCUGCAGGUACCUGGCCUGAUGAACAGCUCUGUAAAUCAGAUGGGUGGAAUCCCCACUGAGGUGCUGUGUCUCAUGAACAUGGUGGCUCCAGAGGAGCUGCUGGACGAUGAGGAGUAUGAGGAGAUUGUGGAGGACGUCAGAGAUGAGUGCUCCAAAUAUGGCCAGGUCAAGAGCAUUGAGAUUCCCCGGCCUGUCGAUGGCCUGGAGGUCCCCGGAACAGGCAAAAUCUUUGUGGAGUUCACAUCAGUGUUUGACUCUCAGAAAGCCAUGCAGGGCUUGACGGGGAGGAAGUUUGCCAAUAGAGUGGUGGUGACCAAGUACUGCGACCCUGAUGCGUACCACCGCCGAGACUUUGGCUAGACAGAAAUGAUCAGGAUCAAGAGACAAAAGAGAAGGCGGGAGCACAGUGGAGUGUCAAGGCAGAAUGAAUAGACAAAGUAGAUGACUUUUCUUUUUCUUUUUUUUUUUUUUUUAGUGCAAGUAAGAAGUGGAAUUUCUUUUAAAGGGGGUGUAAAGAUUAGUACAUUGCAAACAGCUGUGGCAGUGUGAGUUUGUAUUUUAAGAAAGCAGGGAAGAGGUAGUUAAUCAUUUUCUUUUUUGUUUGUUAUUCUUUGUUUUCUUUAACUAUACAUCAAACUAUUGUUAGGUGAUUGGAAAUAAUGACAUGGCUCCCUAAAAUAGAAAAUGGUGACUGGCAAAAAUUAGGGCAAAUGUGUUUUUCACUUUACAAAACAAGAGGCCGAACACCAAACAGAGAAGUCAUCUUUGAUCCGUCACUCUUUAUUCAUUACUUUUCUUGGUUAGGGAGCUGACUUCAUUGUUUCUGCUACUCUCACGUUCAGCUGUUUCUGUCUCCAGAUUUGGGUUUGUUUAAACCAUGGGUUAGAUUCUACCCAGCUUUGCUUGUCUUUUCCAGUACACAUCGCUGUCUCUUUCAAUGGCAAUGUUAUGUCAAGUCUCCUGUGGCGCCUUUGUCUCUGUGUGAAUUUGAGUAUAAUAGCCCUCUUUUGAUAAUAAAGCUGUUGAAAGUA
This is a messenger RNA of Electrophorus electricus (electric eel), 2610 nucleotides long. RefSeq names its product U2 small nuclear RNA auxiliary factor 2b (gene u2af2b). The record is from RefSeq and is a predicted model, not a curated record. Lineage: Eukaryota; Metazoa; Chordata; Actinopteri; Gymnotiformes; Gymnotidae. Gene Ontology annotation, molecular function: RNA binding. Gene Ontology annotation, cellular component: nucleus. Gene Ontology annotation, biological process: mRNA processing.